Molecule: messenger RNA, 2067 nt
Organism: Mercenaria mercenaria
Lineage: Eukaryota; Metazoa; Mollusca; Bivalvia; Venerida; Veneridae
Exons: 2
Coding region: 284-1102 (272 amino acids)
Source: RefSeq, a predicted model, not a curated record
GAGCCGUUUCGUUACGAAGACAGGUAAUGGUUUUGUUGUGAGUAUUUGUUUUCAUCUAGCGUGGCAUGCAUAUGCGGUUUACAAAUUUUAAUAUAUUUUGCUUUUUUUCGGUGUGAAUCUUUGGAUAGUUACAGAGAAAUGAAUCUUAUGUGCAGCUAUUGUGACUCUACAUUUGAGAACAUAAAAGACACAGUGUGUCACUGUGUUGAGGAUCGCCCGGCAGAAAAGGUGUCCUACAUGUGGAAGUCGAUUGACGGGAGGAGUAAUCGCCAAAGGACAUACAAUGUAUUGGGAUGUUACCGGCAAAGAAAUCAGUUUUGAUCCCCAAUCUGGGAAAAUGAUAGUACCUACCAAAUCUUCAGCCAGCGACAGCCCAGUUCGAAAACUACACAAAAUCAACACACCAUCAAAAUCAGUUCAUCGUCAAUUAUAUUCACAAUUAGAAGUCGACCAAGAACAUGUCGAAAACUUAUCUUCAACUGAGGCAACCGAUUCAGAUGCUGAUUUAUCGGAACUGUUGGACACCACAGUGUUAUAUUCGGAUUCAGAGCCCGACAUUGAGGAGUAUGAACUAAUGGAAAAUGCAAAUGACAUCCCUGAUGACGUAAUGGCGGACACACAAACUGUACAAAUGGUAGUUCAGCAACUUAAAACGUUAUUGCCGUCUGUUACCGCUCAUUUAGCUGAUUGUGGUCGUUUACAUGAAUGGAUGAAUUUCUUUCAUUUGAUUGACUCUGGAGAUUUUAGUGUAAAGCACAUUGCGGCCAAGUUGUUUCUAGAUGUCAUAAAGUUUUCAAGACUAGAAGAUGUGCGGCUAAUGAGAUACACUCCUGAAGUGAGACAGUUUUGGACAGUCGGACAGGCGCUAUUUAAAUAUAAGUUUCUGCGAUUCAUGGGAGGAUACAAUGUGUUUUCAGGAGCAAUUGAGCAUGGAGACAGUGACAAUAAAUCAAUGACAAAGUCUGAUAUUAACAUGAUAAAUUUUGUUUGUCCAAACAAGGAUGUAUUAAAGGAAGCGAGAAAGAAUUACGCGCUGGACUGCAGCACCCCAGGGAUUAUACAUUCAAAUACACACAAAGACCUGUAUAAGAUCAUGAAUUAGCAAAAUAGAACGAUUUGGACAAACAUGAUUUCGGAUAAAAAAUAGAGUGGCAUAUCAACAAGAUUUAAAUACAUGAAAUGGAUGAAGUAACUACAUAUUUGUAUUUAAAUCAAUGCAAAAUGUUACCAAGACGAAUGCUUUUAAGUGAAACUUAAACAGACGAGAAUGAAUCAUCUUUCUCUAAUGUUAAACACAACAAAUGAAACAAACUAUAUUAAAGGUCAGCACACAUGUAUAAUUAUCUGAUGGCUUCAGAAGAAAACCUAGACAUAUUCUGUUGAUGUCUUCAAUAGAAAACACAUACACCUUCAGUUGAAAACCCAUAUCUAAUGCAGUGACUUCGAGAGAAAACUCAUACUCAUUUCUUAUAAACACGACCGAGUAUUAAAGGCAAUUUUUGUAGGAAUAGAGGCAUAAAAUCAAAUGAAAAACAUGUACAGUCGAAAAAUAUGUUGAACUCGUUUUCAAAAGCUGGAAGUUUAAGCACAAUAAUUACAUUUAAUAACGAAUGCUUGUGUUUAUCAUGAAUUUGCUGUAUAAAACUACACAUUCAAAAAGAAACUGUCUGAUUUUAUUCAACACACGAUCAAACAACUGCAAAUUUGUCAUAUGUUUGCUUUGCUAACAAUUGGUAAAGAUUUACAGUUUACGUUUCACACAAAUACUCUUACCUUUAUAUGCACAGUUAUGAAUUCCAGUAACACAGGGGUAUGUGAGGCGUGUAUGUAAACAAAUACUCACAACGAAACCAUUACCUGUCUUCGUAACGAAACGGCUCGCGGUUUGACAUCGUCAGCCACCAGUGAACAUGAUAGACCCGUUUUUAAACUGCUUUUAUCUGUAAAUCCUUCUUGUUUUUAACACUGUCAACUGUAUUUAUACUGCAAUACACACCGUGUAUUACUUUUAACCUAUCCAAUCUACUUUUAACUUCUUGUACAGGCGCGCAGCUGCACAUAAUACUC